Molecule: messenger RNA, 1060 nt
Organism: Nycticebus coucang (slow loris)
Lineage: Eukaryota; Metazoa; Chordata; Mammalia; Primates; Lorisidae
Gene: FDX2
Product: ferredoxin 2
Exons: 5
Coding region: 133-684 (183 amino acids)
Biological process (GO): positive regulation of oxidoreductase activity; P450-containing electron transport chain
Cellular component (GO): mitochondrion
Molecular function (GO): 2 iron, 2 sulfur cluster binding
Source: RefSeq, a predicted model, not a curated record
UCCCCGCCUGGGGCGCUUUACCGCCGCCUGCCCCAAGCAAACGUGGGCGCUUAUGUUCGCGUAAUUACGGGGCCCUAUGCGUGCGCGCCUGGCGCAGCACUUACGCAGUCCCUGGGUCACGUGACGUUUGUCAUGGCCGCCUCCAUGGCUCGAGGAGGCGUGAACGCGAAAGUUCUGCUGCGGGCUCCAAGGGGCAUUUGGUGGAGGAGACCUGGGGUCUGUUCGGGGUCCGGGGAGACGGCAACGCUGGCGAUAACCAGAAAAUUCCGGGAGACAGGCUCGCGCCCGACGGGAGAGGUGGAAGCCGGCGUCCCUGAGCGGCCUGGGGACGUAGUGAAUGUGGUGUUUGUUGACCGGUCAGGCCAGCGGAUUCCAGUGAGCGGCAAAGUCGGGGACAAUGUUCUCCACCUGGCCCAGCGCCACGGGGUGGACCUGGAAGGGGCCUGUGAAGCCUCCCUAGCAUGUUCCACCUGCCAUGUGUAUGUGAGCAAGGACCACCUGGACCUUCUGCCGCCUCCUGAGGAGAGGGAAGAUGACAUGCUGGACAUGGCCCCCCUCCUGCAGGAGAAUUCCCGGCUGGGCUGCCAGAUCAUACUGACACCGGAGCUGGAAGGGGCAGAAUUUACCCUGCCCAAGAUCACCAGGAACUUCUACGUGGAUGGCCAUGUCCCCAAGCCCCACUGACAAGGAAAGCUGUAUGGUCCCAUGCUGGCAUGGUGCUGAGGGGCUGGACUGAAGGAUUAGCCAAACUGCCAGACCCAGCCCAGAGCACUGGAAGGCUGGAGAGAGAUGCAGGAAGCCUUCGAAAAGGCCGAAGCCCCUGCUUGGGAGAGAUCUCAUCGCUAUGCCAUGCUCUUGUGGGGCUAGGGCCCCUGCUGUGGCGGCUCCCCCAAACCCCUAAGAAACGGGGUGCUAAAAGGGGCAGACUUAAAUUGGAGCUGCAAUAAACCUGUCUCAUAGACUUCCAUUAUGUCGAGUGUCCUUGGGGGGCAGAUGCAACUGCAUAUGCUGACCUGCCCCUUCUUCCCAGUGAUUAGUAAUGGGGCCUCCUGUAGAGGAG